UCAAAUUAAACUAUUACUGAUUUGAAAAUCGGCAAUUGUCGGUAGGCGGUUACGAAAUAAGAAUCUUUCUGCGAAAAACGGUGACAUGGAGAAGGAUUUAUCAAAUUACUUCGAUAAAUUGCGGCUCAAAGCGCGUGAAAUCGACAAGGGCACCAAUAAACUCGCAGAGACUUGGAAAAUACCGCAUCUCCUCGUCGGCGGUUACGCGGAACGCACCACCGAAACUAACGCAUGCCUAAACGAAAUAUGGAAGUCUCUUCAGGAUACUAAAGAUAAAGUGGAGCAAAUUCAAGCAGAAUGCAAACCAAUGAUAGAAGAUAUGAAUAACUUUAUAAAGGAAUCAAAAAGGACUUAUGAAGAAUUGAAAGAGCAAUGUGAAAAUUUGGAUAUUGUUCUAGCAGAAUACGGCUAUCAAUAUGAAGAGGAUCAAUAUGAAGAGGAUAGUGAACGAGAAAAACAUUCUCGAGAUGAUAAUAAGGAUAUUACAAAUGAUGGCAGAGUCAAUAUUGUGUUUGAUUCGGAAAUCGAAUUUACACCAGAUCUAACAUGGUUAGAGUAAGAGUAAAGAUUAAGAAUAAUAAACAAGAUGUUUUCAGCAUCAUUGUAUAUUGUGUGAAAAUUAAUUAUUUAAAACAUUUAAAAUUAGACAAAUUCUACUAUCUUUAAUAGAAUUCCUUUAAUU
Molecule: messenger RNA, 682 nt
Organism: Camponotus floridanus (Florida carpenter ant)
Lineage: Eukaryota; Metazoa; Arthropoda; Insecta; Hymenoptera; Formicidae
Exons: 3
Coding region: 86-559 (157 amino acids)
Source: RefSeq, a predicted model, not a curated record